Messenger RNA from Drosophila arizonae, 16423 nucleotides. It is a transcript of the gene HERC2, whose product is annotated as E3 ubiquitin-protein ligase HERC2. The record is from RefSeq and is a predicted model, not a curated record. Gene Ontology annotation, biological process: protein ubiquitination. Gene Ontology annotation, molecular function: ubiquitin-protein transferase activity; protein binding; metal ion binding. Lineage: Eukaryota; Metazoa; Arthropoda; Insecta; Diptera; Drosophilidae.
UCACUUAACUUAAGAAAUGCAUAACAAACUAACGUGCAUUGUUGUUGAACUUAAUCAACAAUUUAAAGUAUAUUAGUGAGAUAAGUGUACUAAAUCAACGCAAGAGUUAUAUUGUUUUUUUUUUCUUUUUGUUAUUUUUUUGCUCACAAACACAGACACAAGUGCAAUGAAAAUGAAAACUACGAUUCAUUCUAAGCCACUAUUUGUGCGUGUGUCUCUUGUCUGCGUGUGUGCGUGAGAAGACUGUUCGCGUGUGUGGGUGUGUUGGUUGGUCUGACGACAUUGACUGAGCCUGCAACUGGGCCGAUGGCCGCCCGCCCGUCCGACCGCCUGCUGCCCGCUGCUCGCUGUUCGCUGCCUCGUACAAGCAGCUAGUAACCGUUACUCUGCUUCUUCUUCUAAUCGUGUGUCUUGCCACAACAGAAGCAAGUAGAGAAUAGUCAAGAAUAGUCAAGAAAAAAAACGAACAAUAAGAAAGAACAAAAAUAAACAAUAAAAAAGAAAACAAUCAAAGGUAUUAAAAAGAAAAACGAAAGUCUUGGAAAAAAAAACAAAUGUGCCAUGUUAAUAUUGGAUGCAGCAGCGUUUGCUGGAUUCCAGUGCUGUGAACACUUAUACUAAGGACACACAUUCACUCCCACGCGCGCGCUCUCCCCCGCCAUGUUCACGUUCAAUCGGCUGGGCAACGCUGGAACGGCCUCUGCUGCUGCCGCCGCUGCAGCGGCCGCUUCAGAAGCUCCGGCACAUACGUCCAGCGGCUCCAGCAGCCAUGCCAGUGUUGCCACACCCAUCAGUGAUCUCUAUUUGCGCCCACUGCCCUACCUGGACGCCAAAUGGCUACGCGCCGAUCUCAUUGCCUGCCUGCGUAACGGUGCCGAGGGCGCUGUGCUCUGGAAUCAUCUGAUUCAGGAUUGCGAACUGGUGUCCUCGCCGACGGCACCGCUGCUGAAUGCACGCGGCCAGCUCUCCUACCUGGGCGACGAUGGCAAGCACUACUGUGGCGCCCAGGCGCUGCAGUGCGCCUGCUGCCAGCCCGAGUACUGCGGCCCACUCUCCGCCUGCAACUGCGACGGCUGCCGACCCCUCGACUCGGACAUGGCCAUCAAGAAGCUAACCUCGGCGGCGGCCCAGCAGGCAACGGCCGGGCAACUGCACGCCACAGAGCUGACGCUGAGCAGCUGGAUGUGGAGCCAGCCGCCCAACCAGCUAGCCAAGCACGACUGCCAGCGCACCAUGAUCGCUGAGCUCCACGACCUCUCGCUGCGCGCCGCCGGCAACUGCCUCUCGGCGCAGCAACUGCGCCAGCAGCUAUUCAUCUACGAAAGAUAUUUUGUGGCCCUCAAGCGAAAUCUACUGCAGCAGCAGCAGCAGAACCAGCACCAGCAGCAGCAGCAAUCGACACAUCCGUCUUCAGCCACACAGCAGCAGUCGGAGGACUGCACUGCGCCCGCACCACCCGAACAGGAGCAGCCGCGACGCCCGCCGCAGAUGGAGCCGGAGCAUGCGGCGCUGGGCUUGGCGCGCGUCGGCACACGAGCCGCGCUCAACUUCAGCUUCGCCUUUCUGCGUCGCGCCUGGCGCUCCGGCGAGGAUAUGGAAAUGUGCAGCGAGCUGCUGAGUGAGGCUCUGGAGUCGCUGCAGGAGCUGCCGGAGGCGACGCUCUUCGACUCGGCCGCCCAGGUGUCACCGCUCUGGCUGGAGGUGAUGGAGCGCUCGAUCAAGUUUCUGCGUCUCGUCGCCCUCGGCGAUCCCAUGGGCGGACGCUGCCUGGCCCCGCUGGCGGAUAGGCACACGGCUCUGUGCCUGCUGCUGGAGCUGGGCGUGCAGAAGGGCACGCUGGCCGCCACGCUGGAGUGCGUGGUGCUGCUGCUGCUGCUCUGGGAGAAGGACAACGACAAUGGCCAUGCCCAUGGCCACGUGCACGGCCACGCCCACGCCCACGGACAUGGCGGCGUGAAUGGCGAUAAUCGUGACAUGCCACGCAAGUCGGGCGCUCCGCUGCUGCGCAUCCUGCAACGGUAUCAGCGCCUGGGCGCCGAGCCAGUGCAUCAUAGUCACAGUGGCUGCCCCAAUCCGAACGUGGAGCUGCCGACGCCGCUGGCCAGUGCCACCGAAACGUUUCUGCGCUUUCUCAUGCUGCCCAAGAGCUCGGCGGCCAUAGUGGAUCUACGGCGUGCUGCUGUGGUCAUCAUCUCCCAUCUGGAUCGGCUGGUGCAGCCGCAUAUGCCGCAGCGAACGAAUCUCAUGCCCACAGCGGCACCGGCCACGGCCACGCCCACAACGACGCCCACAAACAUGUGGGAGCAGCAACGCGUCUACGCCCUGGGCUGGCCGGCGCUCUCCAAGGAGCAGCCGGGCUUCAAUGUGGAGCCCGCCCUGAGCUGGAGCAAUGCAUCCGCACAGCAGCCGCCGGCACCGCCACCGCCGCCGCUGCUCCCCUGCAAGUUCCAGCUGCAGCAGGUGGCCUGCAGCGAGGAUGUGGUGCUGCUGCUCAGCAAGGAGGGCAAGCUCUACAACUGGCACAUUGCCAAGCCGGAGGCGGAGCCCCAGCAGCUGGACUUUGCCGAAAUAGCCAACGAGACGUUCAUCUCCAUAGCCGCCCACUGCGAGGGCCGCCACUUCCUGGCCGUGGACAGCAACUUUAACGCGUAUUCGUGGGGAGUCGGGGACAGCCGGCGAUUGGGGCACGGCGAUUGCCACGCCCGCGAGCUGCCCACCAAAAUCGAGAGCUUGGUGCGCCUGGUCAAGUCCGUCUACUGCGGCUGCUCCUACAGCGCGGCCAUCACGCUGGGCGGCAAUCUCUAUACGUGGGGCCGCGGCACCUACGGCCGUCUGGGACAUGGCACCUCGGAUGAUCAGUGUCUGCCCGCCAUGGUGAUGGCGCUCAAGGAUCACCAGGUGGUGGACGUGGCGCUGGGCAGCGGCGAUGCCCAUACGCUGUGCCUCACCAGCGAGGGACUGGUCUUUGCCUGGGGCGAUGGCGACUACGGGAAGCUGGGCAACGGCAGCUGCAACAGCAGCCUCCUGCCGCAGCUCAUCGACUGCCUGCCGCGGGUGCAGCGCGUCUUUGCGGGCGCCCAGUUCUCGCUGGCGCUCAGCUGCGAGGGCCAGCUCUACAGCUGGGGCAAGGCCACCUGCCUGGGCCACCAGCUGGUCGAGCGCAACGUGCAGGGCUGCAGUGUGCCCAGAUUGAUAACCGGCCUGCAGCACAAGCGCAUUGUGGAUGUGGCCGUGGGCGUGGCCCAUUGCUUGGCACUGAGCAGCAGCGGCGAGAUCUUUGGCUGGGGUCGCAACGAUAAUCAGCAGAUCUGUCCCGCCUCCGUUUGCAGCGAACCGCUGCUCCGGCAGCCCAUCCAGGUCACCCUGCCCACGCUGCCGGCCAGCGGCAUUGCCUGCACGGCCGCACAGAGCCUGAUCUGGACGCAGAGCACGCGGCAGGGUGUGCCGUUGCGUGCGCCGUUUGUCAUCGACCUGGGCGAACCCACAUUCCGACUGCUCGACCAGCUGCUGGGCAUGUGCAGUGCCAGCACGGCGCAGGAUAAUCGCCAGACACCCAACCAGGAGUCCGAAUGCAUUGCCGUCGCCUGCCUCAAUCUGGUGCGGCUCCAGCUGCUGGCGCUGAUCGCCAACGGCGUGGAGCCGCGCACCGUCGGCCUGGCCAGCGGCGGGCGACUGCUCAACAGCCUCAAGACCCGCAUCCUCAGUCUAGCCGGCGGCAGCCAGGUGCUGCGCACCAUCCAAGUGGCCGCCCAGCAGGCACUCCAGGAUGGCUGGAGCGUCCUCCUGCCGACGGCAGCGGAACGCGCACAGACGCUAACGGCACUGCUGCCCUCGGAGCCGGGGCAGGCCUGCUCGCCGGGACAUCGCUUCAUGACAGAUCUGCUGGUCAGCUCGCUGAUGGCCGAGGGCGGCCUGGAGACGGCGCUCCAGCACGCCAUACGACUGGAGAGCAGCUCCUGCUCCACGGAUUGCAACGACGGCGCACAUCUGCCGCUGCUGCAGCUGAUCACGCGGCUGCUGGGCAACAAUGCAUCGCUCACGCAGAGUCGCCUCUCCCUGACGCUGCUGGUCAAGCAGCAACAGCAACAGCAGCAGCAGCAGCAGCAGCAGCAACAACAGCCCGGCACGAGUCCCAGUCUCUGUUUGCUGCAUCGCUUCCAGCGGCUGCUCCUGGCGCACAUUCAUCAGGCGGGCCCCGAGGAGGACACAACGGGAGCCGAGGCGCUGCUCGCCCAAUACCUGCACAGCCUGAUUCCGGCCUGCGUCAGCACGCUGCAACAGGCCCAGGAGCUGGCCCUGCAGUGCCGGGAGUCGGGCGAGCUGGUGACGCUGGGCGCCCAGCUAUUGGGCGCCGCGCUGAAUCGUGUGCUCCAGUCGGACAUCUCGGACGCGCUGCUGCACGAGCUGCUGGUUGGGCUGGUGCUGCUGAAGCGGGAUCGCCCCCAGUGCCUGGCCAGCCUGCGCUGGGCCCGCCUCUUCCUGCCGCUGCUGCGUGUGCUCGAUCGCCUGAACCGCGCGCUGGGCGAGGGCGAACUGCGCGACAACGACGACAUGGGCUGGCCGGGCAUCAUUUGUCGCGGCGGCCCCAAAGGCGGAGCACCGCCCCCAGCUGCCGACCCGGAGACGCACUACGUCCGGCGCUGCGACAUGGAGAAUCUGCUGCUCGACGGCGGACGCUGCAUCAUUGUGGCCGGCUACGUUUGUGAUCUCAAUGGCUACAACUGUGAGUCGGAUAACAUGCGAGCCCUGCUGGAUCUGGGUCUGGGCAAGGAUCUCAGCGCGGAGCUGAGCACGCCGGCGUAUCGCAGCGCCAUGGAGCAGCUGUUGCAGCACCACAAGCUGGGCAAAUAUCUAGCCAACCAGAACGCCAACGAGGAUAAGACCGCCACGCCGGGUGCCACCCGCCUGACGCACUUCAGCUCGGAGUGUGCGCUGGCCCAGCUGCUGGGCCUGGUCGCCAAUCUCAUGUGCAGCGGUCCGGGCCUGCAGCCAGCGGAGCUGCAGUGCCGCCAGCUGGACAAGUCGUCGCUGCUCAGCGGUGGCCUGCUCAUGCUGCAGCCCAACAAUCCGUUUGACGAGGAGAAGGGCGAGGCGCGCAGCAGUCACAGCACGGCGGGCAACACGCCCACGGAGGCACCGCUGCCGCCGCCACCCAAGGCGCAGCUGCAGAAUCGCGUGGACAGCUUCAUAGCGGGACUGGCGGAGGCGCGACUCAGUGAGCCGCUGGUGGCCAAUUGGCUGACACUGACCGAACGCUACUGCAAGGCGCACAAUUUGAUGUGGCACCAGGAGUUCGCCACCGAGCAUCCGGUGCAGGAGCUGGAGCGUCUACUGAGCGCCGUUCUGUUGCGGCAUCAGUGCCUGGGCGGCUUGGUGCUCAGCGCUCUGGAGGCGAUGCCCUUGGGCGAACAGCAGCAGCAGCAACAGCAGCAGCAGUCGCUGCCCAAGCAGCUGGGCGAGAUCAUACGAUUGGUGCACCAGGCCAAGUGGUCGGUGGUGCGGACGCGGCAGCAGCUCAAUCGCAGCUACAAGGAGGUCUGUGCGCCCGUGCUGGAGCGUCUGCGCUUCCUGCUCUACGAGGUGCGUCCCGCCAUCACUCCGCAGCAGCGCGGACUGCGCCGGCUGCCAAUUUUGCAGCGUCUGCCGCGAUUCCGGCUGCUGGUGCGACGCCUCCUGCAGGAGCUGCGCACCGCCAAGCAACAGCCGGCGGCCAAGCCCGAGGAUCUGCUCAAUGCCAGCAUCCAGCAGCAGCAGCAGCAACAACAACAAGCUGUUGCAACGGAGCUGCUCAUCUAUGAUCACGAACAGCAGCAGCAGCAGCAGCAGGAGGAGGAGAAAAAGAAGCCCAAGCAGCAGAAGCAACUGGACGAGGAGGAGUCGCUGCUGCGCCGCCUCAACGAACGCCAGCUACAGACGGACAUCGAGCUGGAUGCGACACUCAUGCAGGACAUCGUGGACUUUGCGCUCCAGGACAGCUGCGACGUGGAGACGGUGCGACGCGCCAUGUACUGCCAAAUGCAGCGCUUCCAGCUGCGUCUGGCCGGGCUGCAGCUGGUGCAGCAGCUUCUGGAGCUGCACGGCCUGCUGGACGCCGCCCAGUACAGCCUGCUCAAUGGCUACCUGGGACUGCAUCUGAAGUCGGCGGCCAGCGGAGCGUCGCCGCAGCAUGUGCUCGGCCAGCUGAACAUGGUGAGCGCGUACCAGAAGGCACGCCUCCUGCUCGCCCAGUCGCGGGUCCUCGACUGGGCUGUGCGCGAGCUGCGUCGCCUGGUCAACCAGGAGCAGCAGGGCGCCGCCCGCGGCAAGGAUAGCUGCAACCUGAGCACCUACGUGCUGCUCAAGCGCUUGCCACGUGCCCGCUUCCUGAUCAGCGUCUUCGGGCUGCUGGCCAAGGAGCUGGGCGCCAACGAGCUGGGACUGCUCAUCAACUCGGGCCUGCUGGGCACCGUCCUGGGCCUGCUGGCCCAGACGGGCGGCGAGGGCAACGUCAAGCCGAACAACUGCGAGCUGAGCGUCCUCUACGAGGACAGCGUGCUGAAGCAGAAGUGCAGCAAGGCGCAGCUGAGCGGACCGGAUCUGGCCAAGCUCAUGAAGAUCGGCACGCGCAUUGUGCGCGGCGCCGACUGGAAGUGGGGCGAUCAGGAUGGCAAUCCGCCGGGCGAGGGGCGCAUCAUCAGCGAGGUGGGCGAGGACGGGUGGGUGCGUGUCGAGUGGUAUACGGGCGCCACCAACUCCUAUCGCAUGGGCAAGGAGGGCCAAUACGAUCUUCAGCUGGCGGACAGCGCUCUCAAUGUUGCAUCACCGACGGAGCCAGAGCGCGAAGAGCUGGGCACAUUGGAACCACCGCCCAGCAGCGAAUCGCAUCCCACCAAGCUUCUGAGGCACUGCGCCUCCAAGCUGCUGCAAAUCCUGGCCGUGGGCAGUGGCCUGCACGGCGCCCAGCUGGACAAGUACGCGCUCCGUGGCAUCACGAGCAUGUUCCGUGCUAUAGUCGAUCCGAAGCCGGCGCUGGCCAAUGUGGUGCACUGCCUCAGCUGGCUGAACCUUGGCUUUAUACGUGCCAUAGCAGGUGAUUGUCCACGGCUGUGCCUGGAGCUGAGCUCCCCGAAUUGGCUGUCGCAUUACUUUGCGCUGCUGGAGCAGCCGGCGGGCACGGAGCGUGGAGUGUAUCGACAGCUGCAUUGCCUGCGCCUGAUGCAGUGCAUCCUCAGCUCGUGGGGCGUGGAGCAGGAGCCGCGCAUGGCUGGCCUGGUGCGUCAGCUCUUCGCCACGCUCGGACGCAUCGCAUUGCAUUGUCCGGGCGAUGUGACACUGCAGCCGGUGCAGGAGGGCGGCAAGGCGCGAGUCCUGCUGACCGCCUCCCACUCGGGCAGCGUGGCCGAGGAGCUGGUGGCACUGCUGCGUCGCCUGCACACACUGCCGCAUUGGAAUGCGGUGAUCAACUCGUUCCUGGCACAGAAGCUCUGCGUCGCCGCCGAACUGCUGCAGGGCGAAUCGCAGCUGCCGCAGACGCCGCUGGACACGGAGCAGAGCCUGGUGCUGGGCGUGCUGAGCGCCAUGGGCGGCUACGACUUGCGUCCGCGUGUCGGCCUCCAUUGCUUCCACGAGGGCAGCCACAUGAUCAUCGCCAGCUUCACCCACAAAGGCCGCUGCCUGCUGGCCUACAGCGCUCCGCCGGCGGUCGCCAAUCUGGCGCAGGGCUUGGUGAAGGUGCCGCUGGCAACGGUGCUGCCGCAGCUGGACCACAGCGUGUUCAGCCUGACGCGUCUGCCCAUGAACGAGAUGCUGCUGAACGCCUGGACCGUGCUGCUCUACGGCGCCGCCAGCCCCAGCCCCAGCUCCAGCUCGAGCGCCGGCAACUGGGAGCUGCUCAAUGCGGGCGAGGGCAAGCUGGACGUGCGCUUGCUGCGCAGCCAGCAGCUGCAGCUGGCGGUGCUGCACACGAACGGCGUGCUCUACCGGCACCAGGCGGCGCUGCGCAAGAUACUCAAGCAGCGGGCACCGGCCAGCGUCUACAGCAGCAACGAGUGCAGCGAGGAGCCGGAGGCGGAGGCGCUCAACGAGGCGGAACUGGAGCUGCAGUCGGAGCACACGGAGGCCAACAACAGCAGCAGCGGCAACCACAGCAACAACCACAACAACAAUGGCAACAACAACAGCCAUCAACCGUCGGAGCAGCUGCUCAUACAGGUCCUGCUGCUGCGCGCCACGCAGCCGUCCCCGGUGAAGGCGUGCUAUAGCUAUACGGAUCUGGCCACGGCGGCGCUCAACUGCGUCCAGACGCUGGCCAGCCAGGCGUAUCAGCAGCUGAACGCGGAGAAUGCGCUGCAGCCGGUGCACUUGGCCAGCCCAGCGCAGCCGACCAUGGUCCAUGGCAUCGCCGUUUACAAUGUGGCCAAGGAGCAGUCGGCACCUGCGCAAGCGGAUCAGCUCAGCCAGGCAGCGCCGCCGGCUAGCGAUGCACAGCUAAUUGAGCAGAUUAUGGAAAUGGGAUUCACGCGACGCAAUGUGGAGCUGGCGUUGAAGCAGCUGUCGCUGCAGGCGGAGGCUGUGCCGACGCCGGAGCAAAUCGUCCAAUGGAUACUGGAGCAUCCGGAUGUCUGUGCGAAUACCAUCGAUGUGGAGGCAGUGGAGCCGACAGCGGCGGCAGCAGCAGCGGCCGCCAAUGGCAGCAGUCGCAGCAGCAGCAGCAGCACCACCACCACCACCACCACCAGCACCACCAGCAGCAACAGCAGCACCUCCUCAUCCUCCGACACGGUCGAGGAUCAGCCGGUGCAGAAGUUCGAUACGCGCAAAGAUUUUCCCACUGCCGAUCAUUAUGCGCUCUAUGUCCGGGGAUUGGUGCGUCCGGGCAUGCUGGUGCGUUGCUGUCGCGACUUCGAGGAGAUCAAGCAGGGCGACAUGGGCACCGUGCUCAUUGUGGACACGGAGGGGCUGCACGAUCUGAACGUGCAGGUGGAUUGGCGCAAUCAUGGCAGCACCUACUGGGUAUGCUUCGUGCACAUCGAACUGGUGGAGGCGGCACAGCCGGGAGCACAUUUACUCCCACUGCCACGCCCGCCGCCGCCCAUAGCUGUGGGCGCCCGGGUGAGGCAACUGAUGCGGCUGGGCGGCUCACGGAGCCAGCUGGAGUACGGCCUGGUGACGGCGAUGCGGGGCAAGCAGCUGACAGUCGAGUUUCCCGACCAGCCCAACUGGCAGGGUCACAUCAACGACGUGGAACCGAGUCCAACAGUCGCUGCGGCGGCGACGCCGGGGGCAGCCGGAGCCACAACAGCAGCUGCUGGACAAGCUCCGGCUGCGGCUGGGGCUGCGGCAGCGGGGUCUCAAGUCGAUCUCAUUGAGGAUUGGUCGCGCUGCAUACGCUCGCUGAGCGUGAGCUCCAACGAGGCGGCAGCGAAGCAUCUGCUCGACGGCAGCGGCCUGGCCUGGCAGAGCUGCUCGAGCGGCGCCUGCCGGCAUUGGAUACGCCUGGAGCUGCACGAUCGCAUCCUGGUGCACAGUCUGGCGCUGCGCGUCAGCCCGGAGGAUCAUUCGCACAUGCCGUCGCUGGUGGAGGUGCGUGUGGGUGACUGCAUCGACAGCCUCAAGGAGUACACCUGGGUGCCCGUGGGAUCGACCGUGAAUCGGGUGGUGCUGAUGCAGCAGACGGUCUCCUAUUAUCCCUGGAUCGAGAUUGUGAUCAAGCAGUGCCAGAACAAUGGCAUCCAGUGCAAGGUGCACGGCAUCGAGUUUAUCGGACGUCGCCAGCAGCCGGACAUCCAGCACAUGCUGGCCAAUGCCCAGUUCCUGGCCUGUGAGUAUGGCAGCACGAAUGGAGGCGCGGGCGCAGCGGCAGCGGCGGCCAUGGCAGCAACAGCCGCAGCAGCAGCUGCCGGAGGAGCAGGAGCAACAGCCGGAACAUCGAGCAGUGCGCAAAUAGCUGAGAGCCUAACCGGGCAUGCCGACCAGGAGCUGCCCUGCACGGUCAUGGUGUGGGGCCUCAACGACAAGGAGCAGCUGGGCGGCCUGAAGGGCUCCAAGGUGAAGGUGCCCACCUUCUCGCCGACAAUAAGUCGCCUGCGUCCCAUCCACAUAGCCGGCGGCUCGAAGUCCCUCUUUGUGGUGAGCCAGGAUGGCAAGGUGUAUGCCUGCGGCGAGGGCACCAAUGGACGACUUGGCCUCGGGGUCACCCACAAUGUGCCGCUGCCCCAUCAGCUGCCGGUGCUGCAUCAGUAUGUGGUGAAGAAGGUAGCGGUUCACUCGGGCGGCAAGCACGCCCUCGCCCUGACCCUGGACGGCAAGGUGUUCAGCUGGGGCGAGGGCGAGGACGGCAAGCUGGGGCACGGCAAUCGCAGCACGCUGGACAAGCCGCGACUGGUGGAAGCGCUGCGCGCCAAGAAGAUACGCGACAUUGCUUGCGGCUCAUCCCAUUCGGCGGCCAUCAGCAGCCAGGGCGAGCUCUACACGUGGGGCCUGGGCGAGUACGGGCGACUGGGCCACGGUGACAACGCCACCCAAUUGAAGCCCAAGCUGGUGGCUGCGCUCAGUGGACGUCGGGUCAUUCAGGUGGCCUGCGGCAGUCGCGAUGCCCAGACGCUGGCGCUGACCGAGGACGGCGCCGUCUUCAGCUGGGGCGAUGGCGACUUUGGCAAGCUGGGCCGCGGCGGCAGUGAGGGCUCCUCGACGCCGCACGAGAUCGAGCGUCUCUCGGGCAUCGGCGUCAUCCAGAUCGAGUGCGGCGCCCAGUUCAGCUUGGCCUUGACCCGAGCCGGCGAAGUGUGGACCUGGGGCAAGGGCGACUACUAUCGCCUGGGCCACGGCGGGGAUCAGCACGUGCGCAAGCCUCAGCCCAUUGCCGGACUGCGUGGCCAUCGCGUCAUCCACGUGGCCGUCGGUGCGCUGCACUGCCUGGCCGUCACGGACGCGGGACAGGUCUAUGCCUGGGGCGACAACGACCACGGACAACAGGGCAGCGGGAAUACGUUUGUGAACAAGAAGCCGGCCCUGGUGAUCGGGCUGGAUGCGGUGAUCGUGAAUCGUGUGGCAUGCGGCAGCUCCCACUCCAUGGCCUGGGGUCUGCCCAACGCCAGUUUGGAUGAGGAGAAGCGCGGCCCGGUGCCCUUCGGGUGCACUCGGGAUCCGCUCGGCGGCAGCAGCCUGGGCAUCUACGAGGCGGAGACACAGCAGCAUACGCACACCACGCCGGAUAUGGCCGGCAAGCCGGACGUGCGGCCGAGCACCUCGGCUGCAGCAGCGGCGGCAGCAGCAGCCGCGGCUGCCUCCUGCUCAGCGUCGGGCUCCGGCACCGGUACCGGCUCGACUCUGGCCAGUCUCAGCGAGAGCCUGGCACUGGAGACGCCAGCUGCACGGCAAGCGGCGCUGGGACAUGUGCUCCGGGCAAUGAGCAUCUUGCAGGCGAGGCAGCUCAUUGUCGCCGCACUCACCAGCCACAGCAAGGUCAACUACAAGGAGUCGGCGGCCAGGCAUGCCGGCGCGCACAUCGAACUGGAGGAGCAGCUGAACACGGCUGCCGGCACUGGGAGUGGAUCGGCAGCAGCAACAUCAGCAGCAGCAGGAGGAGGAACUACGACCACAGCAGCAGCAGUCGCUGCCGCAGCCGCAGCUGGAGCUACGACUAUUGCCCAGGGCGGAGGCGAGGCACCAGCGGAUGUCAGCGAUGUAGAGCCACAGCCGCAGCACAGUCCAGAGGAGAUGCCUUUGCCGGCGGCAGUGAUGAGCUCGGGAUUGAGCGCCUUCCAGAGCCUGACCGGCUCACUGUCCAUGUCGGGCAUGUCGGCGGGCUCGCACUCGCGGAUGUCGGCCAGCGCGAUGUCAGUGAUGGCCGCCACGAUGACGCAGCAGGAGGAGAUGCUGGCCCAAUUCAGUCACAAUCACGGACUGGACGAUUUCGGUGCCCUGCUGCAGGAGGCGGAGGCGAAGAGCCUGGUCGAGCUGCUCAAGCUGGCGGUGUGCGGACGCUGCGGCCCGCCCAGCACCGCCCAGACCAUAGCCGAGACCCUAAUCUCGCUGAGCAGCAAUGCGGGCAUUGCGGCCAUGCUGCUGGAGACGUGCAUCACGGAGCUGGAGGAUCUGUGCACGUCGCGCCACUGCCUGGGCAAGCUGCCCAAGCCGGUGAUGCAGGAGAGCAGCCAUCCCUACGUGGACAACAUGAAUGUGAGUGGAACUGUUCGCAUUCCGGGCGCCGAGAUGCUGCGCAUCGAGUUCGACAGCCAAUGCAGCACGGAGAAACGCAACGAUCCGCUGGUGAUCAUGGAUGCAUCCGGUCGCAUGUUGGCCAUGCGCUCGGGCCGCGAAUUCGCCCACUGGGCGCCCGAGAUCCGGGUGCCCGGCGAUGAGCUGCGCUGGAAGUUCUGCUCGGACAGCUCGGUGAACGGCUGGGGCUGGCGCUUCUGGGUGCACGCCAUCAUGCCGGCUGCCACGCUGGGCGAGAGUGGCUCGGACCGUGCCGUAUUGUCGCAGCCAUCGAUGGCGCUGGUCAUGGCGCUGCUCGAUGCGCGGCUUGCGCCACGCCAGCCCCAGGUGCUGCUCCGGCUGGCCGCGGCGCUGGCGGCCUGCGCCCAACUGGGCGCCCUGAGCACGGCCCAGCGCAUCUGGGCGCUGAAGAAGCUGCACGCGGUGCUCCUGCUGGAGCAGGCGCCCAAGCCGCAGGAGCCCGCCUUGGCGGCCAUACUAAUGCCCCUCAUCCCGGAGCUACUGCGUCAGUACGAGUACGAGGAGCCGCAGGUGCGCGGAGGCAUUCAUCUGAUGCACUCGGAUUACUUCAAGACGCUGGCGGCGCUCGCCUGCGACAUGCAACUGGACGCCGCCCUGCCCACCACCGGCAGCGGCAUCUGCAGCAGCACAAGCGCGUCUUGUGCUGGAGCAAGCGGAUCUGUGACUGGCUUCAUCGGCGGCGGAGGCGUUGGCGUUGGCGGCGGAGGCGGCAGCAGCAGCAGCCUCAACUCGAACGCAUCGGGGGAUAUGCACAAGUGGGCGUGGUUCAAGCGCUACUGCAUUGCGGUGCGCGUGGCCCAAUCCCUGAUCAGACGCACGGAGCUGCCCCGUCAAUUCUGCCUGGAGGUGCGCAAGAAGUUUGCCGAGAUGCUGCCGACGCCAGUGCCCAGUGCAGUGGCUGCUGGCUGCCAAUCUCCGGGCGCCUCGCUGAUCAACUCGACCACAUCGCUCUCGUCCAGCACGGUGAGCAAUGCCUCUGCCACGGACCAGCAGCAGCAGCAGCUGCAGCUGCAGCAGGUGCAUGCGCAUCAAUUGGCCCAGCAGGAGAUGCUGCUGCUGGAGCAGCUGCAGCCGCAGCCGUUGCAGCUGCUGCUGCACGAGGAUCACACGCUGUUCCAGGCGCCGCACGACGCCCAGCUGCUGCAGUGGCUCAAUCGCCGGCCAGACGACUGGGCCCUCAGCUGGGGCGGCGCCAGCACCAUCUACGGCUGGGGCCACAAUCAUCGCGGCCAGCUGGGCGGCCUGGAGGGCAGCAGAAUCAAGACACCGACGCCCUGCGAGGCGCUCAGCCUGCUGCGGCCGGUGCAGCUGGCCGGCGGCGAGCAAUCCCUGUUUGCUGUCACGCCGGAUGGCAAGCUGUUCGCCACGGGCUACGGCUCCGGCGGACGCCUGGGCGUCGGCGGCAGCGACUCGUGGGCCAUACCCACGCUGCUGGGCUCCCUGCAGCAUGUGUUCGUCAAGAAGGUGGCCGUCAAUUCCGGGGGCAAGCACUGCCUCGCCCUGACCACCGACGGCGAGGUGUACGCCUGGGGCGAGGGCGAGGACGGGAAGCUGGGGCACGGCAAUCGCAUGAGCUACGAUCGGCCCAAACUGGUGGAGCAUCUGAAUGGCAUGAGCGUGGCGGACAUUGCCUGCGGCAGCGCCCACUCGGCGGCGAUAACGGCGAGUGGACACGUCCUGACCUGGGGCAAGGGUCGCUACGGUCGCCUGGGACAUGGCGACUCGGAGGAUCAGCUGCGGCCGAAGCUGGUGGAGGCGCUGCUGGGCUAUCGGGCCAUUGACAUUGCCUGCGGCUCGGGGGAUGCCCAGACGCUGUGCAUCACGGACGACGACAAUGUCUGGAGCUGGGGAGAUGGUGACUAUGGCAAGCUGGGACGCGGCGGCAGCGAUGGCUGCAAGCUGCCCUACAAGAUCGAGAGUCUCGCCGGCCUGGGCGUCAUCAAGGUGGAGUGUGGCUCACAGUUCUCCGUGGCGCUAACCAAAUCCGGCGCCGUCUAUACCUGGGGCAAGGGCGACUUCCAUCGCCUCGGCCACGGAUCGGUGGAACAUGUGCGGCGUCCCAAGAAAGUGGCCGCGCUGCAGGGCAAGAAGAUCAUCUCGAUUGCGACCGGCUCGCUGCACUGCGUCGCCUGCAGCGAUGCCGGCGAGGUCUUCACCUGGGGCGACAAUGACGAGGGGCAGCUGGGCGAUGGCACCGUGACGGCUAUACAACGGCCACGCCUGGUCGCCGCCCUCCAGGGCAAGCACAUCGUGAAGGUCACCUGUGGCUCGGCCCACACGUUGGCCCUGUCCACCUCGCAGUUGAGUGAACGACUGCGUCCGCUGCCCAAUCCGCCGCUCGAAUACGACUUGGUGCGUGACCUGCCGCCGGAGGCGCUGCACGCCCGGCUCAUCCUGCUGCACCACUUCUCCGAGCUGCUCUGUCCCUGCUUGGCCAUGCUGCCCAUUUCGGGAGACUUGAGCCUGGGCGCCCUGAAGGACGUGCUCGUCUACAACAUCAAGGAGGCCGCGUUCCGCAAGGUCAUCCAAACGACAAUGGUGCGAGACAAACAGCAUGGACCCGUCAUCGAGCUGAAUCGCAUCCAGGUGAAGCGCUCCCGUAGCCGUUGCAAUGGCUUGGCCGGCGUCGAUGGCAUGAAGAGCGUCUUUGGCCAGAUGGUGCAGAAGCUGCCGCUGCUCACCCAGGAGGCGCUCGCCCUGCCCCAUCGCGUGUGGAAGGUCAAGUUUGUCGGCGAGAGCGUGGACGACUGCGGCGGUGGCUACAGCGAGUCCAUUGCGGAGAUGUGCGACGAGCUGCAGAACGGCAGUGUUCCACUGCUGAUCAGCACACCCAAUGGCCGUGGCGAGGCGGGUGCCAACCGAGAUUGCUUCCUGCUGGACCCAACCCUGACCUCCGUGCUGCAGAUGAACAUGUUCCGCUUCCUGGGCGUGCUCAUGGGCAUAGCCGUGCGCACCGGCUCGCCGCUGAGUCUCAACUUGGCGGAGCCUGUUUGGCGUCAGCUGACGGGCGAGCCCUUGCGACCCACCGAUCUCACUGAGGUGGAUCGCGACUAUGUGGCCGGCCUGCUCUGCAUACGCAACAUGGACGACGACACCAAGCUCUUCAACACAUUGGAGCUGCCGUUUUCGACGUCGUCGGCGCGCGGGCACGAGGUGCCGCUGUCCACCCGUUACACGCACAUCUCGCCCAGAAAUCGUGCGGAAUACGUGCGUCUGGCGCUCGGCUUUCGACUGCACGAGUUCGACGAGCAGGUGAAAGCGGUGCGGGACGGCAUGUCCAAAGUGAUACCCGUGCCCCUGCUCUCGCUCUUCUCGGCCGCCGAGCUACAGGCCAUGGUCUGCGGCUCACCGGACAUACCGCUGGGGCUGCUCAAGUCGGUUGCCACCUACAAGGGAUUUGAUCCCAGCUCUGCGCUGGUCGGCUGGUUCUGGGAGGUCAUGGAGGAGUUUACCAACCAGGAGCGUUCCCUGUUUCUGCGCUUUGUCUGGGGCAGAACACGACUGCCGCGCACCAUAGCCGAUUUCCGAGGACGAGACUUUGUACUGCAGGUGCUCGAAAAGAAUCCGCCCGAUCAUUUUCUGCCCGAAAGCUAUACGUGCUUCUUCCUGCUCAAAAUGCCACGCUACUCCUGCAAGGCUGUGCUGCUGGAGAAGCUGAAAUACGCGAUUCAUUUCUGCAAGAGCAUCGAUACCGAUGAAUAUGCGCGCGUGGCCAUGGGCGAACCCACCGAGGCAACUGGGAGCGAGGACAACAGCGAUCUGGAGUCCGUUGCCAGUCACGAUGGCUAAACGCACUAUCGAUAACAACUAUUUAUCGAUUAUGGAAAUUAAAAGGAAAAUAACCAACCCGCUGCUGCUGCUACUGCUGCUUAACAUACUAUAAACGAAACGCACUCAAACGCAUUAGAAUAGCUGUUUAGCUGAUUAAUCGAUUAGUUGAUUAACUGCUUAGCAAUUUGCACAUACUGCAGCAGAUAGUCAAAGAUACCCACUCACGUACACACACACAUUCACUGACUCACACAAACGAAUACAGCUUGGGAGAAAGAGAGCAAAACAAAUGAAAGCGCAAUUUUGAAAGAGUAUAAGACUGGAAAACUUCCAGUGGAAACUGUAGAUGAGCCGAUGCGACACACGAAACCAAAAAGCAAAAUAAAUAAACGUUAAAUGUUAUUUCCAUACUGCAUAAAUGUUAGUUAAAAAA